Molecule: messenger RNA, 2339 nt
Organism: Mytilus californianus (California mussel)
Lineage: Eukaryota; Metazoa; Mollusca; Bivalvia; Mytilida; Mytilidae
Exons: 4
Coding region: 350-1348 (332 amino acids)
Source: RefSeq, a predicted model, not a curated record
GACGCGUUUAAUAUUGAGUUAUAGUAUCUACUAUUUAUGAAGCUCAAACAUAUUACCCUGUCGAAGUUUUCUUUACAAAACAAUAAGCCAUAAAGUCAUAAUCUAUAGUAACACUUAAGAAACUACAUGAAAAAUGUCCUACAGGCAUAUCAGCAUAUUAGAAACCAGUCGCGAGAUGAGCAACUAUACAGCUCCCACACCUGAUGCAGGUUAUCGAGGAGUUAUGAUUAGAAUAAUGGUUGGAAUAGAGGUUGCAUGGUGGCUAAUUUUAACUAUCUAAUAUCAUAUUAAUAAAGGUAACGAACACGUUUUCUAUUAAUCUGCUGACUUACGUCGAUUUUGUGCCAAAAUGACCAAUUACUCAGUAUAUACAUGUAUUAAAUCUAUACUGUUUCUGAUGUUUAUAAUUUCGUUCUGUAUUCUUAUAAAGAACGUAAGGAUUGGACACAGUGGAGAACAAACAUUUACGAAACCUUUGACCUAUAUAGACGAAAUACAACAUGUGCGUCAGAUCUGUGGCGAACUUUGUAAUACAUCCCGUGUUGGUUAUCCGGACAAGUUUUUUAAUAAAAUUAUUUCAACGGUUAACUGUAAAGCAUUAUUUCAAAAUGAGUAUGUAGAUUCAAUGCACGGGUUUCCUUCGGCUCCAAGAAAUAUUCCUAAAGUUUUUCUUCUAGAUUUUACUAUGGGAGGACAAAUACAGGUUUAUAAAACCUAUUUUCAUCAGCCUUAUCUUGGAAAUAAUGCUAAAACUCCUGUUUGGACAAGACCAUUAAUCAAUGGGUAUUUAUCAAAAGCAAAAGUAGGAAAGUUGUUCGGUACUUAUGGUAUAUCUGAAACAAAUGCAUUACGAGAUGGACUUAAACAUGCACCGGGUGUAAAAAACGGACGCGUCUUAGUUAUUGGGUCGGAAAAGCCAUGGGUUGAAGCAUGCUUACUAGAGGCGGGAGCGAAUAAUAUCGUUACACUUGAAUAUGGCCAUAUACAGUCUGAGCAUGAGCAAAUAACAACAAUAGUUCCAUCGGAAUACAGACGUCAGUACUUAGAUAACACACUAGGAUUAUUCGAUGCAGUAGUAUCUUUUAGCUCGAUCGAACACUCAGGACUAGGAAGGUAUGGGGAUGCUUUAAAUCCAUGGGGUGAUUUAAUUGUAGUUGCUAGAGCAUGGUGUGUAACAAGGAACAAUGGUUCACUUGUACUUGGUGUACUUUAUGAUAUCAAUCAUGAUUUUUUAGCCUUUAAUGCACACAGGUGUUAUGGAAAAAAGAGAUAUCCUUAUCUGACUACGAAUUGGAAUCAAUAUUAUUUAGGAAAAGGAAAACAACGGGUUCAUGUUUUUAUAAAAUAACUGAUAUUACACCACUUAAAGUCAAUAUCUAUGUGGUUUAAGUAGCUUGCAAUCACAAAACAAUGCUUUUGAUUGAUUAUGCAUCAACUGAAAAUUGACUAGGUGAACGUAACAAGUAAUAUGAUACAGGUCGUUGAACGAAAAGUUUAACGACUAAUUUGAAUAAUCUGACGCAAUCACUGUCUGUUUCUUUUAGUUUAAUAUAGUCAAAACUAUGAUGAGCUUAUCCCCACUCAUACCCUAACAUUAUUGCUAUACUUGAUUUAUUUUACUUUUUUUAUCUUUUUUCUUUUCUAAGGUAAGAAUGCAUAAGGUUUAACAAAAACAGUAAAUAACAAAAGGUAAGAUAAUUGUACCAUCAAAACAAACUAGCCAUUUAUAGACUUAUAUCUAAAUCAUGGCUUUAUUGUCCAAGGUCAAGUUGACUCUUUUGUUUGUCGUUCAGAGAGACAAUACGUUGUAGGGACUAACAAAUGUUCAGAGGCAAGCUGGGAUGUUGCAAUAAUAUCAGUGUUCACUAUCUGACUCUCUGUGAAGCGCACGGACCUAAAUUUGGAAGAAUUUAUGAAUUUGUUCUUAAGACAUUCCGUGUAGUAUUGACAUCAUAACACCACCGCCACAUGCUGUUUGCUGUGUUUGUCAGUGGUUUCCAAAUUACUUUCAAAAUGAGAUAUUCAAAUAUUUACUAUAUUCAUACAUUUAUCUAAUGAAGAAUCAAGGGAUUUUUUAUAAAAUUCCUGCCAUUGAUUCAAUGGGAUGAAAGAUCAUCUUUAAUGGCGAUAUCAGGUUAUUGUCGACUUGUAUGAGUUUGAAUGUUUCUUUGGUAUCUUUCGCCUCUCUUUUAAUGACAUGAGGAUACUUUUGCCAAUUAAUUAUAGAUUGAGGACGAUAUGUUUGUCCUUUUGUAACCUCUGUACCUUGAACAAUGUUGAAGUCAUGUGUUAUAAUGAGGAGCAUUAGAUUUUAAUAAGUUUUACAGUUUUAAGUUGUA